UAUGGGGAAACCUACCUGAAUAGACUGAGAUAUGCAGUGUUUGGCCUGGGCAACUCUGUGUAUGGCAGCCACUACAAUACGGUAAGAGAUCUGACAAAACAUUUCUCCCAUUGAUAUGUUUCCACUAUGUGUGGUGCUACUUACACUUAUGAAAUGCAAUCAGUUUCUUUGCUUGUCUGAUACUUUUAUGGAUAUUUUUUUGCAUAUUAUACAUUCCUCUUUUUGUACACACUAGAAUACUAAGCUCAUUCAGUUGAUUACCAUUACCACUAUGACUGUUCUCUCCUGUCCAAUAGCUAACCAUCCACUUUCUCUAGGCUCACUGAAAACACAUAAUUCAACCCCUUCUUCCCUCUCCUUUAGGUGAGUAAGCACUUGGACAGCAUUUGAGUGGCAUUUGUGUUCUGUCCAGAGGAGAUGGCAACUGCAACGUAGUGAAGACCCGUAAUGGCAGCAUGCAGGCUGACUUCCUGGUCUGGAAGACCAAGUUCCUGAACUGCCUGCAGGCCCUGGUUGCAGGCUCGCAGUGGAAACUGUAAGACGGGCGGUUCCUGUAAGAGCAGGAACAGACUAAGGAUAACCAGGCAUCUCCAGAACAGAGCUCUGAGGCAACACUGAACUUAACAUUAGUAAUGGGAGGUAUGCAUGUUAUCUCACAGAGCUGAUUUGUGGUUCACGUAGCUCAAUGCAAGUUUAUUCUGUCCACAAUAAGGUAUUUACAUUUUACAUUUAGCAGACGCUCUUAUCCAGAGCGACUUACAUUAGCAAUUAGGGUUAAGUGCCUUGCUCAAGGGCACAUCAACAGAUUUUUCAACUAGUCGGCUCAGGGAUUAGAACCAGCGACCUUUCGGUUACUGGCACAACGCUCUUAACCACUAAGCUACCUGCCGCCCCUGCCGCUACCUGCAUUCAACUGAAAUAUCUUCCGCAUUUAACCCCACCCCUCAAAGAGGUGCGGAGGGGCUGCCUUAAUCGACAUCCAUGUCAUUGGCACCCGAUGCUAAGGCUUGUGCUUCAGUCAGAAACAGAAAUGAUUCUAGCUAGUUCAUUGCUGGAGUGAGUAACUGACGGCAUAAAUAAUGAGGAAGUUAAUUAGCGGGGAUAGCUUUGUCUCGACUCUGGUGUGGCUGGGGUGAUAAUCCACAGAGAGAAACUGGCUACAGGAACAAAACUGCCUGCUUUACCUUUCCUGCCAAAAGCUUAAACUGAUGAGGGAAAACAAUUGCCAGAUGAACACCCCGUCCUAUCAGCACAUCUACAACAAGCAUAAUCUGCAACUCCAAAGACUGAUCAAGGCUGAAACAAAAACCUCUAGAGACCACAAGCCUUAAAAUGGAACUCAGAAAUAGUGUAGAAAAAAGGAAAUCCAGUUAAAAAAUAUUUGAUUCAAAAUAAAUCGCCCUGCACGGCAGGUACAGUGCCUUCAGAAAGUAUCCAUACCCCUUGACUUAUUCCACAUUUUGUUGUGUUACAGCCUGAAUUCAGAAUGGAUUAAAUAUUUUUUUUAAUCACCCAUCUACACACAAUACACCAUAAUGACGAAGUGAAAACAUGAUUUUAGAAAUUGUAUCAAAUUUAUUGAAAAUUAAAUACAAUAAAUAUAUAAUUUACAUAACUGUUCACACCUCUGAGUCAAUGCUUUGUAGAAGCACAUUUGGCAGCGAUUACAACUGUGAGUCUUUUUGGGUAAGUCUAAGAGCUUUCCACACCUGGAUUGUACAAUAUUUGCACAUUAUUCUUUCAAAAUUCUUCAAGUUCUGUCAAAAUGGUUGUUGAUCAUUGCUAGACAACCAUGUUCAGGUCUUGCCAUAGAUUUUCAAGCAGAUUUAAGUCAAAACUGUAACUCAGCCACUCAGGAACAUUCACUGUCUUCUCGGUAAGCAACUCCAGUGUAGAUUUGGCCUUGUGCUUUAGGUAGGUUAUUGUCCUGUUGAAAGGUGAAAUAAUCUCCCAGUAUCUGGUGGAAAGCAGACUAAACCAGGUUUUCUUCUAGGAGUUUGCCUGUACUUAGCUCCAUUCCGUUUCUUUUUUAUCCUGAAAAACUCCCCAGUCCUUAAUGAUUGCAAGCAUACCCAUAACAUGCUGCAUUAACCACCAUGCUUGAAAAUAUGUGUAGUGGUACUCAGUAAUGUGUUGUAUUGGAUUUGCCCAAACAUAACACAUAACAAAAAGUAAACUGCUUUGCCAAAUUUUUUGCAAUAUUACUUUAGUGCCUUGUCGCAAACAGGAUGCAUGUUUUGGAAUCUUUUCUCUACAGGCUUCCUGCUUUUCACUCUGUCAAUUAGGUUAGUAUUGUGGAGUAACUACAAUGUUGUUGAUCCAUCCUCAGUUUUCUCCUAUCACAGCCAUUAAACUCUGUAAUUGUUUUAAAGUCACCAUUGGCCUCAUGGUGAAAUCCCUGAGCGGUUUCCUUCCUCUACGGCAUCUGAGUUAGGAAGGACGCCUGUAUCUUUGUAGUGACUGGGUGUAUUGAUACACCAUCCAAAGUGUAAUUAAUAACUUCACCAUUCUCAAACAGAUAUUCAAUGUCUGCUUUUUUUAUUUUUACCCAUUUACCAAUAGGUGCCCUUCUUUGCUAAGCAUUGGAAAACCUCCCAGGUCUUUGUGGUUGAAUCUGUGUUUGAAAUUCACUGCUCGACUGAGGGACCUUACAGAUAAUUGUAUGUGUGGGGUACAGAGAUGAGGUAGUCAUUCAAAAAUCAUGUUAAACACUAUUAUUGCACACAGAGGGAGUCCAUGCAACUUAUUAUGUGACUUGUUAAGCAAAUUUGUACUCCUGAUCUUAUUUAGGCUUGCCAUAACAAAGGGGUUGAAUACUUAUUGACUCAAGACAUUUCAGCUUUUCAUUUUUUAUUCAUUUGUAAAAACAAAACAAAAAAACAACAUGAUUCCACUUUGACAUUAUAGGGUAUUGUGUGUAGGCCAUUGACAAAAAAAAUCGACAUUUUAUCAAUUUUAAAUUCAGGCUAUAACACAACAAAAUGUGGAAAAAGUCUAGGGGCGUGAAUAUUUUCUGAAGGCCCUGUAGGUUCGUGAAUGGACUGAAAGGCGCUAGCAUUACAGUACAUGAAUGGGCAAGGUUUUUAUGAGCAGAAUUGCAUACUGGAAUUAACUUUCAUUGAUAAUUAAUUUGUCCCAGGGCUUUGCUAUAGAGCUAGCAGAGGAGGUGAAGACUUUGGGCUUGCCAGCUGAAGUGAUCGACAUGAAGAUUAUGAACCAGAUGACAGACUAGCUGAUGAGGUGAUGUUUCCUUUAUCCUGGAAGAAAAUGAUUCUGUAAUUAUACUGACCUUAAUUGGUAUCUAUCUGGGAAGUCAUGUUUAAAUUUUAAAAGUUGUGAGUAACUAUAACUUGUUACCAUACUAUUAUAUGUUAUCAUUCACAUACUGAUUUCGUGCAGUACUGAAGUGCUACUAUCUUAGCUUCAAGUUUGCCACUUUUUGUAAUUAUUUUUUUUGUAUUCUUCAAACCAAUGGCUAGCACAUGUAUAAAUAUGUUAAAUAAAUCUUGUUCAACCAGGAAAGAUGUAUUAUUUUCAUCAGUAUUCCAUUUUGUUUUGCAAUACUCCACUCUAUAUGAGAAAUUAAUUGGAGAUUGGUCGCCUGGUGCAGCAGCCUGAUAGGAAAUUGCCAUUUAUUCAACAGGGAUACUUUACAGUUUGGAGAUGAAAAUCCCUCUCCCCAAAGAGAAUUGACCACAGGUGCUCAGCCCGGCCACCGGCCCAGAGAUCUAGUUACAGAUGCUCAGUGCAUUGACUCUCUGUACCCAGUGAUCAGUCAUGAUGCUCUCUCCCUUGAGCAGCAUAGAGUGUUGCAGGCAGCUCUUUGCCGUAGGAAACCAUGGGGCUAAGGGCACCCUACACUGGCUGCCCUGUAGGGCUUAAAUCAUUUACAAUGUUGCUCUGCUUUGGAGAUUUGUUCUGCCUUCAAAUUGUUGUCCUCAUACUUCAUCAUAGUACUCCCUAUGCUGCUGUUCUGUUAUUGAUUCCUACUUUCAUUCUGGUUGCAUGCAAUGCAGUAGGUUGUCCAUAGCUGCAUCCUCAUUCCUAUGAAGUGCACUUCAUUUGGCUCUGGCCAAAUGUAUUGUACUUUAUAAGGAAAUGGGGCCAUUUCUGUCUCACUGGAUGUAUAUACCAGAUAUAUCAUUUAUCCUUAUUCUAUAUGUCUAUGCUACAUAUUCUUCCACUUUCCAUCUCUCUCUCUCCAGUGCUCCAACAAGUCAGUGUGUUCCUAUUAGCUAUGUACGGCAGGUAGCUUAGUGGUUAAGAGUGUUGUGCCAGUAACCGAAAGUUCGCUGGUUCUAAUCCCUGAGCCGACUAGGUGAAAAAGCUGUCGAUGUGCCCUUGAGCAAGGCACUUAACCCUAAUUGCUCCUGUAAGUCGCUCUGGAUAAGAGCGUCUGCUAAAUGACUAAAAUGUAAAUGUACACUGACGGACAGCCCACAGAGAAUGGUUCUGUAAGUGGCUGGAGGAGGCAUCCACUGACUUCAGAUAUGGGGAAACCUACCUGAAUAGACUGAGAUAUGCAGUGUUUGGCCUGGGAAACUCUGUGUAUGGCAGCCACUACAAUACGGUAAGAGAUCUGACAAAACAUUUCUCCCAUUGAUAUGUUUCCACUAUGUGUGGUGCUACUUACACUUAUGAAAUGCAAUCAGUUUCUUUGCUUGUCUGAUACUUUUAUGGAUAUUUUUUUGCAUAUUAUACAUUCCUCUUUUUGUACACACUAGAAUACUAAGCUCAUUCAGUUGAUUACCAUUACCACUAUGACUGUUCUCUCCUGUCCAAUAGCUAACCAUCCACUUUCUCUAGGCUCACUGAAAACACAUAAUUCAACCCCUUCUUCCCUCUCCUUUAGGUGAGUAAGCACUUGGACAGCAUUUGAGUGGCAUUUGUGUUCUGUCCAGAGGAGAUGGCAACUGCAACGUAGUGAAGACCCGUAAUGGCAGCAUGCAGGCUGACUUCCUGGUCUGGAAGACCAAGUUCCUGAACUGCCUGCAGGCCCUGGUUGCAGGCUCGCAGUGGAAACUGUAAGACGGGCGGUUCCUGUAAGAGCAGGAACAGACUAAGGAUAACCAGGCAUCUCCAGAACAGAGCUCUGAGGCAACAC
Coregonus sp. 'balchen' is the source of this 5104-nucleotide messenger RNA. Lineage: Eukaryota; Metazoa; Chordata; Actinopteri; Salmoniformes; Salmonidae. The record is from the annotation of a GenBank genome assembly.